Molecule: messenger RNA, 5141 nt
Organism: Tinamus guttatus (white-throated tinamou)
Lineage: Eukaryota; Metazoa; Chordata; Aves; Tinamiformes; Tinamidae
Gene: ARHGAP29
Product: Rho GTPase activating protein 29
Biological process (GO): activation of GTPase activity; signal transduction
Cellular component (GO): cytoplasm
Molecular function (GO): GTPase activator activity
Source: RefSeq, a predicted model, not a curated record
GGGCUUCACCUUUUGCGUGUCAAAUGGACAUUAAGCACCAGUGAGAGUUAACGGCGGAGCUCUAAGCACAGCGCCUGCUGGGAUGUUGCGGCAGAACGGCGGGAGUAACAAGCGUGGUUUGGGAUUAGCCCGGCUGUCUACCUCCAACUUCUUCACCAUCUCUAAUUCAGGAAAUUGGGGAAUGGGGCGCAGCACCAAGAGCAGCUCUCUGAGCAGCAUUAGCUCCAACUCUGACUGCUACGAUAAUCCUGCUGUGGAUCCCGAAUACAUCAUGCAACUGGUGAAUGAUGUCAGGAAGUUUGCAGAUGUGCUGCUCUGCUUGAAAGAAGCCAUUCUUUCAGAAGAACAUCAAGAUGGCCUGCAUCAUGUAGUACACGAACGUCUGGGAGAGUCGCUGCGUGUUUUAAAAUCAGUGAUAAAUAAACAUCAGACUCUAAACUCCGUUGACAUUCUUAGUGCGGCAGGAACAGUUAUCGCAAAAGUAAAGGCUGUCAACUUCAAAGAAGUUACUGAAGAAAACAAGAGAGAUCUCUUUGAAAUACUUUCUUCCAUUGAAACAUUGGCAUUCACCUUUGGAAACGUCGUUUCAGACUUCCUUAUGGGAGAUGUAGACAAUGGCUCGUCACUGGGGCUUCCGGUAUCUCGGCGAAGUCGGUCUUUUGAGAACCUUUCUGUGGAGUCUGGGGGGUCACUGCAUGAAAGGGAUGAUAUUCAAGGGCAUCUUCGAGCCGAGGAGGUUGAUAGCAUGCUCCUGAGAAAAGACACUGGGAUCGAAUCAGCUCUGUCCUAUGCUAAAGCAUGGUCAAAAUAUACCAAGGAUGUAGUCGCAUGGGUAGAAAAAAAGCUUAGCUUGGAAGUGGAGUGUGCAAAAAACCUGGCAAAAAUGGCUGAAACUGCUAAAGCUGUUGUUGGACCCCAGGAUUAUAUGCCAUUCCAAUCGAUAUUCAUUAAUGCUUUUCAAAAUGAUAUUCAGAACAAUCAGCUUUGGCAACAAACAGCUGCUGCUCUCCAGUCUAAUAAAUUUGUGCAGCCCCUUCUGGGAAGAAAAAAUGAGUUGGAUAGACAACGGAAAGAUAUCAAGGAGCUUUGGCAGCGAGAACAGAAAAAAAUGCAAGAGCUAGAAGCUGCUCUAAGAAAAGCAAAGCUGCUAUGUAUACAGCGUCAGGAUGAGUAUGAAAAGGCAAAAUCCAGCACUGCUCGUGCUGAGGAGGAGCAUCUUAGCUCAAGUGGAAGCUUUGUGAAAGAUGUUAGCAAGCAACUAGAAAAAAAACGAAGACUAGAAGAGGAGGCCCUUCAAAAAGCUGAAGAAGCCAAGGAGCACUAUAAAGCAAGCAUGGCAGAAGUUGAAGAGAAAAGAAGUGUUUUGGAAAGCUUUAAAAGUGAUGUCCUAACACAGCUUCGGGAGCUUAUUUACCAGUGCGAUCUCACUCUUAAAGCUGCAGCAGUUAACUUGUUCCAGUUGCAGCAUGCUCAGGUUGUAUCUCUUCCAGUUAACUGCCAGUCCCUCUGUGAGAGUGCCAAACUCUAUGAACCUGGUCAGCAGUAUUCAGAGUUUGUGAAAAGUUUGCCAAAGGAAGGUGUUGCCAUUGAACCAACUUCUUUUGAAACUCAGAAUUCCCAGGUUGAUGGGGUGUUUAAUAAGCAAUCAGUAAACAGCAUCCAUACAUCCCAUGGUAACUUAUCUCAGUGUUCAGGAGAUUUUCCUACCCAUACAUUAGAUGAUGUGGGAAGCCCAAUUUAUCAUCGUUCACAAAAGAUUGGAGAGAAGAGAUCUUCCAGUAGUACAGAUAUCCAAGCAAUCCGAGGGCCACCACCAUUCAGGUCGUGGUCAGUUGGCAACCAGAGUGGAGGAAUGUGCAGUGAUUCUGAAAGUGCAGGGGGAAGCAGUGAGUCACGAUCCAUGGAUUCGCCGUCUGCUAGCCCAGGCGAUUUUAAAAGGCGACUUCCCCGAACACCUUCUACUGGUACUAUGUCAUCUGCAGAUGAUCUUGAUGAAAGAGAACCACCUUCUCCUUCAGACUGUGGUUUGAAUGAUCUGACAUCGGAAAAUGCAAAUUCUCCAGGACCUUUUAGAAAUGCUAAUAUGUCUAAAGCAGCACAAACACACAAACUACGAAAGUUGAGAGCUCCAUCUAAAUGCAGAGAAUGUGACAGCUUAGUAGUAUUUCAUGGAGCUGAAUGUGAGGAGUGUUCACUUGCAUGCCAUAAAAAGUGUUUGGAGACUUUAGCUAUUCAAUGUGGGCACAAAAAACUUCAUGGAAGGCUUCACUUGUUUGGAGUGGAAUUUGCCCAAGCUGCUAAAAACAUUCCUGAUGGCAUUCCUUUCAUCAUCAAAAAGUGUACUUCUGAAAUUGAAAGCAGAGCCCUUAAUGUAAAGGGCAUCUACCGUGUGAAUGGAGCCAAGUCAAGAGUUGAAAAACUCUGUCAGGCUUUUGAAAAUGGAAAGGAUUUGGUCGAACUCUCAGAACUCUAUGCCCAUGACAUCAGCAAUGUUCUCAAGUUGUAUCUCCGCCAGCUUCCAGAACCCUUGAUUUUGUUUCGACUUUACAAUGAAUUCAUUGGACUUGCAAAAGAAAGCCAGAAUAUUAAUGAGGAAUUGGAUGCUAAACAAGCUAGUCCCAGAUCAAAGAAAAGACAGUCAAUCUGUAUUGAGCUGAACAGGAUCAUCAUUAAAAUUAAAGAUCUUCUCAAGCAGCUGCCUGUGCCAAACUAUAACACACUUCAGUACCUUAUAGGACACCUUCACAGGGUUACAGAACAGUCUGAUGAAAAUAAAAUGACAGCCAGGAAUCUUGGCAUAAUAUUUGGCCCAACGCUGAUCAGGCCGCGUCAGACGGAUGCUACGGUUUCUCUGUCAUCGCUUGUGGAUUAUCCGCACCAGGCCCGGGUAGUAGAGCUGCUCAUCACACACUAUGAGAAGAUAUUUGACGUUUCAUUGCAACCGCUUCUGAAUGCGUCUCAGUCAGAAGAAACUGCCCUUACAAUUGGAGUUGCUUUAUCAACAGAAGAGAGGGAGCCACAGCAGCAAAGGAAGUCAUUAGUUGCUGUAAAGGAAAGUAUUCUGCUAGCUCCAACUGAGAGCCGAGUUUCGGAAGCAGUUUCAUUGGUUUUGGAAUCGGACAAUAGCAAGAAUGCAAAAGAGCAAGAAGAUGCAUCUGGAACUGGACUUGUAUCAUUGCCACUCGGUGGGACUAAGCUAGAAGGCUCUGGAAAGAAUAGUUCUCUGGAAGAAUCAUCGGCUGCCGGCGUUUUGGAUAUUCAUACUUUUGCUCCAAAUGAGUCAGGUGAUGCUGUGAGCUCAGCUUCAGAGAGAGACGACGAUUCAUUUGCUUCUGUAGGCGAAGACAGCUGUAAAACAAACUUAUUUCCUGUAAAACCCAACCGGCAAAUUACCAAAGUUCCAUUGCGGAUUCCAAGGACAAAACCAGCUAUUCGCCCUGUGAGCUUACCUGUAGACCGGAUACUUCCUCCGUGUGUUUUGAAUGAAAGAAAUUCACGAAAUGCAGGAGCAGUGAGUCCAGAGAAGCUUGGCAGGAGCCCUACUAUUGAAGAGGUUUCAGAGGUGAAAUCACUCCCUACUGUUAAUACUUGCUGCAGACUUUCUUGUUACGAUCCCCAGACUCUACGAAAGACUUGGGACAAACAAUAUAAACAAUAUGAUAUAACAGCAAGGACAGCAAUGAUUGUGACUAAUGUGCCUCAGGAGAACCGAGCACUUGAGAGUGGAACUGCAGGUGCCUUAUCUUCCUCGUGCAGUGUCAGUAACAAUUCAGUUAAUGCCAUUCUUCCUAGUAAGCCAUACUCUAUUUCUCUCAGAUCAGGAAGAACACCAGAAGGGAAUGGUCCUGAUACCCAUCCUCUUGCUGCCUUCAGGGCACCAAGAACAUUGCAGCCUCCCCCAGGGACAUUUUAUAAACCACCCUCUAACAAGUCAAAACAGGAUGAAGAGGGUUCUUCUGCUAAAGCUUGUUUACUAGCCAGUGCUAGCACUGUGCUUCCCCAGGACAAUGCUGUGAAUCUGGACGGGAGCGCCGCACUUCUGUCGGGUGAUCCCAUAAAAAAUACAAGUGAACAAAAAACUAGCUCAGAGGAUAUUCACCCUGCAGAUCUGAAGCCUACUUACCAGAGACUGCGACCAAAAAGGAUCCAAGAGCUAGAACACAGGGAAGCUCACUUUGUAUAGGGUGCAAAUUCUUCUUGGACUGCUAUGCAAGUAUUGACCUUGCCAGUGGAGGCUUUGCUUUUCCCCUUUAUCCUUUGCCUUCAUUAGAGAAUCCCAUUUUUGUGCCAUAUUGGAGUUAUUUUUAUAUAUGCAGUGUUUUAAAAAUGGGGGGAGGGGGGAUUGUAAAGGAAAUAAGUUUUCAUUUUGUAACUAAGUAGGUUUUCAUAAAGAUUUAUUGCAUUCCCAGUCUAGAUGCAGCUAAUAGGCUCAUUGGAUAAGACACUGAGCUUCAUUCCAUAGUAUGGAAUGAAGUGCUUAUUCAUAGAGAAACAACUGUUGCAUAGCCAUGAAAGGAGCCAUUUUUCUGUAUUAAACCAUGUAAUAAAAAUGGAAAGCUUGAUGUUUGCCGUCUAAGCAUAAACCAAAGCUUGUGCUUUGCUCUGUUAAAGCAUUUGUUCAGUUUUCUAAUCUGUGCAAUUAAAGCUUUGCUCCAGACUUGCAUACUGGCCAACAUGGCCCAUAAUUAUGUAUCAUAUGUGUAUAUUUUAGGCAGAUGUGAUCAUCUAUUGCCAGUUUUCUAUGUUGUCACUUUAAUGCUUUUUUGUACAGCGAGAUGCACUUACUGAGCUUUACUUUUCAGAAGCAGCAAUCAAUCCACUUCUGGUUUCUUAUAUAGCCUAAUAAGUGGGGGCAAACGUGCACAGUCGGCUUGGUUUGGAUGCCCUUCGGGAGAAUAUCACUGCAAUGGUGGCUGUCUCAGCUGCACGAAAGGCAGUGUGUUUGCUUGCUGUAGAUCAGUUUCACCACUUAACCUGGUAUAACUGAAAUGAAGAGCAUGGGUUCCAAGUUUCAGUGAAGAAGCUGAAAAUAACCAAAAAUUUGCAUUAGUAGGUGCAUCUAAUGGUUUUCACUUUGUGUUAAAUGGUUUUUAUGUGUAUACACUGUUAUAUUUGCUUUAAAAUAUAUUAACUUGUUAACA